This is a messenger RNA of Diplodia corticola, 957 nucleotides long. Its product is annotated as endochitinase 2. NCBI's taxonomy places the organism in Eukaryota, Fungi, Ascomycota, Dothideomycetes, Botryosphaeriales, Botryosphaeriaceae. The transcript has a single exon. Bases 1 to 957 code for a protein of 318 amino acids. The record is from RefSeq and is a predicted model, not a curated record.
AUGAAGGCAGCAGCGCUUGCUGUUCUGGCGGCAGGAGUCGGCGUAUCGGCACAGAGCUCAGCCCCUGGGGGGUUAGGAGCACCCAGCUAUAUCACCGUCGUUAGCUACGAGCCAUGCGUUACUCCAUCGACGACGCCACCACCACCACCACCUGUCGUCACGGAAGUUUUGACAACGUGCACCGAAAAAGGCGCCAGCAGCACUCCUUUGCCAACAAUCCACACCACCAUCUACACUACCACCUAUGUCACGGUGUGCCCCACAGGCGGCCUGACCUCAACAGCUUACACUGUCACCGAGACCUACACCGGCAGCGCUCGGCCGGCAGCAACAACCACCGGGUCGAUCCCACCUGGCUUUACAACCACCGUAACCGUCUGCGGAUCGUGCGGAUCUGAUGGCGGCCCGGCCACUGUGACUCUCACCGUUCCGUGCUCGACCAGCGCGGCCCCACCUACAAGCGGGUCAUCCGACCUGACCAUCUUGCCGCCCUCCGGUUCCGGCACACCCGUCACGUCCUCGCUCACUGGCUCUCCCGGUCCCGGCCCGGGCUCAUCGGGCAGCACCGGCACCGCCAACCCGGUGACCGGCUCGCCAGCCACUUCGGUCGGCCCAUCCUCCGUGCUGGACACAACUGUUGUUGUCACCGUCUGCCCUGGAACCAUGUCCUCCGGUGGCGUGUGCACACAUUCGACUUCGAUCAUCACCGGGUCGCCCAGCGCCAGCGCCAGUGGAGGCAUCCCGACGACGACCAUCGCCACUUGCCCCGGGGGAGGAGUCUGCUCCCACUCGACGCCGGUGCCGUCCGGCUCGCCAUCGGCUUCGGGACUCCCUGCAGCGUCAAGCUCUCUGCCGCAACCCGCGACGGAUGCGGCGGCAGGACUCGAACGGCCUGGCUUGAUUGGCUUGCUGGGCAGCGUGGCUGGCGGUGCGCUGUUGGUUUUGUUGUUGUUGUAG